GAUUAAGAUCAGACAUCUAGCACCGUUCCGACCGAAUGAGACCCUCCCUAACUAAGAAGAGGGAGAUUUUGUGUUUUGAAAGAGGUUGAAAAUCAUCAAGCUGGAUCUGAAUCAAAGCAGAGAAUGUGCAUAGCUGCUUUCCUAUGGAAAUCUCACCCGCUCUACCCAUUUCUUCUCUUCCUCAACCGGGACGAAUACUAUGACAGGCCCACGAAGCCUCUGGGGUGGUGGGAGGAGGGCGACGGCGAGAUCGCCGGCGGGAGAGACGGUUCUGCCGGCGGCACUUGGCUAUGCUGUAACACCAGUGGGAAAGUUGCUUUCCUUACCAACGUCCGGGAGGGGGUCGAUCCCUCCUCUUCUCCAGCCAAAAGCAGGGGUGAGCUCCCUGUUCGCUUCUUAAAGAGUAAUAAGAGCCCUCAUGAUUUCGCCGAGGAACUCACGGGAGAAGCUGAGCUUUUUGGCGGGUUUAACCUGGUGGUGGUUGAUCUAUGUUCCAUGACCAUGCUUUACAUAACCAAUAGACCAAAGGGCAAAGGUUUCUUAGUUACAGAGGUAUCCCCUGGCAUCCAUGUCUUGACUAAUGCAACAUUAGACUCUCCAUGGCCCAAGGCUCAAAGGUUACGGAGAGGUUUGAAGAUGGUUCUGGAGGAAUACGGAGAGUCCGAAAUUCCAGUGGAGUCAACAGCAAAAGAGCUGAUGCAAGACACGACAAGAGACGAGGACGAAAAUGACCUUCCCGGGAUCCUCUCGCCCGAAUUUGAGUUCCAAUUGAGUUCCAUAUUUGUUGAAAUAGAAUCGCCUUCGGGGCGGCGUUACGGAACAAGAAGCACGUCCGCAUUGGCGGUGAACAAUUCCUCGGAGGUCAAGUUUUACGAGAGGUCUUAUCAUGUGAAUGGUCUGUGGGAGGAACAAACCAUUUCCUUCAACAUGAAGUUCUUGCUCUGUACUUGAAAAAUCACACCAAUAACAAAAGUUGUGGAGGCACCUACCCUUUCCAUAAACUGUGAGUGAACGU
This is a messenger RNA of Cuscuta campestris, 1015 nucleotides long. NCBI's taxonomy places the organism in Eukaryota, Viridiplantae, Streptophyta, Magnoliopsida, Solanales, Convolvulaceae. The record is from the annotation of a GenBank genome assembly.